UUGUUGUGUUUUGGUUUGCAGAAGUGGUUCCCGCUUAUAAAAUAUUUCAAGCAAUAGAAAGUAAAUUACCAAUUGAUUCCCAACGUUCUAAUAUCAGUAGGCAACGGCAUUGUUUAUAUUUACAUACUCGACCCACAUCCCAAUCUUUCGCUUCUUCAAUAAGAAGUUACCGAGCAACAUUCUGUCCUACAUACAAUGGAUCCCGCCAAUUUAUGCCGAAUUUGCAACUCCUCCACAUCCAAAUACACGUGCCCAAAGUGUAAUAUUCUCUACUGUUCAGUGAAUUGCUACCGAGCUCCCAGCCAUCAACAAUGUUCGGAAACAUUUUACCGAGAUUGUGUGACCGAGGAGCUGGCUUCGAGGGGGUUAAAUCGAAGCGAUCCUCAGGCCAUUGAAGAAGUUCAACGCAUGCAUGAGAUUCUGAAGAAAAUGAAUGAAGCGUUAAUACCUGAUGGUGGAAAUGACGAUGGGCUAGAAGAUGGUGAGGAACCUCAAGAGGAUGGAGUUGAAGAAGGAAUUGAUUCCGAUGAUGAAGACGAUGAAGGACCAGACUUAGCUGCAAGGCUUGAAGGAAUUGAUUUAGAUAAUCCAGACGCAAUUUGGACCUGCCUAACUAGCGAUGGAAGACAAGAGUUUGAAAUGCUUUUGAAGACAGGAGAUAUUCAAAAUGUGAUACCAAGUUUUCAACCUUGGUGGGAAAUUCGAAUCCCAAAAACUCUGAUAGUUGACAUGGAUGAAACUCGCCCGGAGGAAAAUCAAUUAAAACAUCCAGCGGUGUUAGAGAACAUCCCAUCGUUCGACACCUUAUCGAAAAAACCACCAUCACCUUGUCUUCCACACAAUCUUUAUAACAUUCUAUCCUCGUAUACAUGCACUGUACGGUUCUUCAACGGCGAGCAUCACUUAACCCCCGUCGAGGCCACAAAGUAUCUCAUACAGAAUUCGGCAACUCUUAAAAACAAUGCGAAUUUCGAUGAUAACGAACAAGCAGUAAAAUCUGUGAUAGCAGAGUGUGAUGGUGGUGAUGGAUUGCCACCUUGGGAGGAGAUUGCUUGUGAUGUUGAGAAGAUAAUGGACGGACCUUAUGAGGCGAGACGUGAUCCAGUUUAUGUAAAGGCAGCGCUAUCAGAUAUUCAUAGGCUGAUGGAACAAGCGAAGCAUUCUGUAUCUAAAUCCAAAAACGUGAGCGCUGAACUGGGUGAAAAUUUAGAUAAGAAAAAGUUGGUGGCUAUUAUUAGGAAAAUUGAUUUUUUUCUAUCGUUUGUUAACGCAGUUUAGAAUUAUUUACAACGAAAAAGGACUCUUGUUUAAGUGAAAGAUUUGUGCGAUCACAAAUAUUGAAAAUAUAUUGUUUUUUAAAAAGA
Molecule: messenger RNA, 1364 nt
Organism: Hermetia illucens (black soldier fly)
Lineage: Eukaryota; Metazoa; Arthropoda; Insecta; Diptera; Stratiomyidae
Product: zinc finger HIT domain-containing protein 2
Exons: 4
Coding region: 196-1278 (360 amino acids)
Source: RefSeq, a predicted model, not a curated record